AUGUCGGAUCUUCCUCUUCCAACUCGACUUUUCACCGGCUCGGCUGUCCUUCAGUAUCGUUUCGAUCGCAUCGCAGCCGUCCAUGCACCUCAAGAUCCUUCCGCAAAGUCCAACAAUCUGUCAUCCCCGCAUCGGUCUCGUUUCUCUGGCUACGGCCUGCCAUGGACCAGCGCGUCAAAUUCUGAAGCGCCCUGGCUCCAACGCGACAUCUCGAAUCUCGUACGAUCAAGCGCAUCGCAACGCAAACUAGCAAGCUCCAAUUUCUCGAUCUCAGCGUUCGGUACGCCACUUUCUGGCGGUUCACGACGCAGGCAUAUCGCUCAAUCGCACAACCAAGCUCUCCGUUCACGGCAAGCAUCCUGGUCUUCACAUCACAAUCUCAGGCUGCCACCUGUCUACGGCCUGAAGUCAAUCAGCCUCAGCUUCAACGGCUUCUCGUGGCUGCUUCGCCACGACCCACCUUCCACCAAAGGCGUGUUCAGUCGCGGAAUCUCCCCUUUCCUUCUCCCCCUUUCUUCCUCACCAUCACCUCCGGUCAAUGUCGGCUCCCUUCCUAUUCUGCUUAUCCUUACUCUGCUUAGGCUUAUCUUUCUCUUCCACGCGCUAGAUCUCUCGUCUGGACCCACGUGUGCUCACCUCUGGCCCACUCAGCGAUGCUCCACUCGCGCUGCUAUCUCUUUCAGCAGCUUAACCGGUUCUGGUGAUCCCGGUAUCGACAACAGAGCUUGUAUCGCCAAGAUGCCACGCAAAUCGACGGGUGGAGUGUCUUCGGCCUCUGCGCCAGGUACGCCCGUUGGCAAGACCGCUGGCAAGAAUGGAGAUGGAGAAGCAUCCGGGGGCUUGAUCGUUCCUGCUGAAACGAAAGCGGUUUUGCGGCAGCAAGAAGUGGCGCUCAAGACGCUCACGCACGGCUUCGACUCGUACGAACUCCCGCGUAGCAACGUGAUCAAGACAGCGAAAGCCGACAUCCCCGACAGCGUUCAGCUGCGCAAAGAAGUUCAACAAGCCCUAGUCAAGUCGGCAAGCGUAUUCAUCAGCUACCUCACGGCCACGGCACAGGAGACCGCACAGGGCAAGGGGGCAAAGAUCAUCAGUGCCCAACACGUGCUAGAUGCAGUGGGACAGCUCGAACUCGGCGACGAGGCCCAGAAGGAGAUGAAGGCACAACUGAGGGCGUAUAGGGAAAACGCGCAGCAGAAAAAGCUCAAGGCAAAACAGACGCCUGCAGAAGACGAGAAUGACGCCGACGUUUCAAGAGUCGACAAUGCCGAAGAGGACGUCUCUAUGCAGGUGGAAGAGGAAGAUGCAGAGAGGGAUCAACUCAUGGAAGACUAA
This is a messenger RNA of Moesziomyces antarcticus, 1335 nucleotides long. RefSeq lists its product as uncharacterized. Lineage: Eukaryota; Fungi; Basidiomycota; Ustilaginomycetes; Ustilaginales; Ustilaginaceae. Gene Ontology annotation, biological process: DNA damage response; leading strand elongation; heterochromatin formation. Bases 1 to 1335 code for a protein of 444 amino acids. Gene Ontology annotation, molecular function: chromatin DNA binding; protein heterodimerization activity. The record is from RefSeq and is a predicted model, not a curated record. The transcript has 3 exons. Gene Ontology annotation, cellular component: epsilon DNA polymerase complex; CHRAC.